Molecule: messenger RNA, 2207 nt
Organism: Pollicipes pollicipes
Lineage: Eukaryota; Metazoa; Arthropoda; Thecostraca; Pollicipedomorpha; Pollicipedidae
Product: stromal interaction molecule homolog
Exons: 14
Coding region: 306-2207 (633 amino acids)
Biological process (GO): intracellular calcium ion homeostasis; store-operated calcium entry; activation of store-operated calcium channel activity
Cellular component (GO): endoplasmic reticulum; plasma membrane
Molecular function (GO): calcium ion binding; protein binding; calcium channel regulator activity
Source: RefSeq, a predicted model, not a curated record
GCGACGUGUAUGUUGGCUGUUGGCAGGUGCUCGGUGAGAGGUUGGGUGUCGGCGGGGGACGCCUGCGUGAAAGCGAGUGUAUUUUGUGACUUAGGUGUGUUUGGUCCGACCGGGCUUGUGGACAUCCGCAGGUGCUCUCUGUUAAUGAAGCCGGCCUGUGAGUAACUAAAGCACGAACCGGCUGUGACAUUUGAAGUUCAAUGUCAUAAGGGGUGCUCUGCCAGGAUACCUGCUUGGCAUGGGCAUUCCAUACGCAUAUUGAAGACAUCGCUCUAGGGACCCUGUGUGCUGGCCCACCAAUAACCAUGGCCGGAUACCGGCUUCUGCUGCUGCUGCCACUGCUGCUGCUGGGGCUGCUGCUGACAGCAGCCCUGGCCGGCGCGCCGUCCACAGCGCCCGAGCGAGGCUCAGGGGAGGCUGAGGAGGACCUGCUCUCGUACGACGCCAUCAGUUCGCUACACCUGCAGCUGGACGAUGACGCCGACGGCCAGAUCGACAAGGCCGAAUCGGACGAGUUCCUGCGCGAGGAGCUGAACUACGUCCAGGGCUACGGCAGCCGGCAGGACCUGUUCCACCGGUCCGACCAGAGCCAGGAUACGGCCGUGAGCGUGCGCGAGCUGUGGGAGCACUGGCGCCGCUCGGCCGUCCACAACUGGACCACCGAGCAGACCGUCGAGUGGCUGGUGCUGCACGUGCACCUGCCGCAGUACCGGGAGGUGUUCGAGCUGCACCACAUCGCCGGUCCGUCGCUGCCCAGGCUGGCGGUGAACAACAACCACUUUCUGUCCGGCGUGCUGGGCAUCAAGGAUCCGCGCCACAAGCAGAAGAUCAUGCUGAAGGCCAUGGACGCCGUGCUGUUCGGCCCCCCUAAAGACCCCAGCAACCUGGUGAAGGACGCCAUCCUGCUGACGCUGGUGCUGGUGGCGUCCGUCGGCUGCUGGCUCGUCUACCGGCAGAACCAGAAGUUCCAGCUGCGCAUGCGCAAGAUGACGGCCGACAUGGAGAGCCUGAGCAAGGCUGAGGAGACGCUUCUGGUGGAGCUGGACCGGGCCAACCAGGAGAAGGAGGUGGUCUCCUCCCACAACCGGCGUCUGGAGCAGCGGUUGACCGGUGACGUCAGCGCCGAUGGCGGCCAGUCCGAGCUGGAGCGACUCCGUUCAGAGGUCGAGAUGCUGACGGAGACGCUGCGCAGCACCGAGGCGGAGCUGGAGGACCGGUGCUGGAACUGCCCGCCGGCGCUGCAGCACUGGCUGCAGCUCACGUACGAGCUGGAGCUGCGUGACCAUAGCCGCAAGCGGGCCGACGCCGAGCGACAGCUGGAGGACGCCAAAGUCAUGUGCGACAAGCUGCGCAAGAAGCAGAACAGCCUGUACGGCGCGCUGGUCUCCACACACGGCCGCACCGUCAACGACGUCGACACGAGUAUCGUCCUGGCGCGGAAGGCGCUGAUGGAGGUGACGCAGGAGCUGCAGGAGCGCACCUACCGCUGGCGUCAGAUCGAGCUGAUCUGCGGCUUCCAGGUGGUGCACAACCCGGGCCUGCCGUACCUCGAGUCGCUCACGCGCACUCUGCAGCGCAACACAACGUCCAUACCCCGCACCGCUUCAUCGCUUAGAAAAUCGGACGAUGACCUGGACGAGGAUAGCGUCUCUACACACGGCCAAAGUGCAACCUCGUCCACGGCUGUAAGCGCACUCGCCGAACGAGCCAGCGCCUCGCGGCUGCUGGAGCGCGACUCGAGCCAGUCGUCGUACGACCCGUCGACUCGGCCGCUGGAGCGCGACUCGAGUCAGUCGUCGCACGAGUCAGCCCGGCUGCUGGAGCGGGACUCGAGUCAGUCGUCGCACGGCUCGGCGCCGGACGGCGAGUCGCGGCCGGCCGGCUCCAUCGCCGCCUUCGCCGACAGUCUGCGACCGUCCGCCCUGCACCGCGUCACUGGCGGCCAGCGGUCGCCGGCGCUGCGCCGCGGCAACAUGGUCAAGUCUCACAGCCACGACGCAGCGGUGCCGGCGCCCGCCAAGGAGGCGGAGCUGCAGACGGCCAGUCGGCUGGUGUCGCGCUCCGACUCGGCGCUGGACUCGGCGCCGCCCUCCCAGCUGGGCUCGCGGCUGCGCCAGAUCGCCUCGAACACGCCCACUGUCGACGAGGAGGACGGCACCGACUCCAGCUCUGUCACCGAGGACGGCGACCGCAAGCCAAGCGUGUGA